AUGUUGGAAGCUCUGAAUGACUUAAGGGUGCAUCCCGGUCAAAGGAAACGACUUAAAAUGCCACUGAAGAGCAAACCCAACAGAGGCACCCAAAAUUACAGUCACACGCUCCCAAACAAUCAGUUUUUAAUCGCAACUGUUGUGGUCACGUCAUCAGCCGCUCCUCGGAGCUAUAACUAUGGUAGGCCGAGUUACAUCUCGGGAGGAUGUGGGCCUGGGCAGGUGUUGCAUGUUAAUGGCAGAUGUGUUACCCCGCGUGUCAACCGCAAAGUUUACUUGUACAAUGCUCCACCCGCGCCACCAGCUCCCUACGGUCCACCACCUUACAUCCCUGAGCCAACCAUUGACACGAAUAUCGUGUUCAUCCAAACACCCGAAGAAGGUCCAGGACCAGAGCCUAUCGUCAUACCUCCACCACAGACGCGAAGCGUCGUCUAUGUCCUCAACAGACAGACUCCAGAGCAACAAGAUGUGAUCCAAGUCCCAGCGCCUCCAGCAACCAGUCCUGAAGUUUACUUCGUGAACUAUGCUGACGGCGAGAACCCAGUUCUUCCCAGCGGUGUCGACCUUCAGACUGCCUUGAAUACGGCUUCCCAGGGUGGAGGUCAGGUAGUUGGAGGAAGUGCCGGCGGUUUUGGAGGAGGCGCCGGGGGCCUCGGCGGCGGCGCUGGAGGUGUCGGAGGCGGUGCCGGGGGUUUCGGAGGCGGUGCUGGAGGUUUCGGAGGCGGCGCUGGCGGUUUUGGAGGUGGCGCCGGGGGCUUCGGAGGUAGCACUGGAAGUUCCGGGGGUAGUGGUGGAUUUGGAGGCAGCGGUGGAUUCGGAGGCAGUUUAGGUGGAUUCGGCGGAGGCUCUGGUUCACAACUCUAUAAAUGUAUCUUUGCUUUGGGAAUUGUUAAUAACACAAUUCCUCCUAGCAGCUUUGACCUCACGAACACCUUGAGAGCAGCUUCCCAAGGUGGCGGCCUAAUAAUUGGAGGAGGUGCUGGAUAUGCCGGUGGUGGAUUCAAUAAAGUCGCUGGAGGGUCAGGUGGUGGCGCGGGAGGUUUCGGAGGCGGUGUCGAAGAUUUCGGAGGCAGUGCUGGAGGUUCGAGUGACGGCUUAGGAGGCAGUGGAGGUGGAUUCAGCGAUGGCUUUGGUUCAGUCAUCUCCUAG
Penaeus chinensis is the source of this 1152-nucleotide messenger RNA. RefSeq names its product ATP-dependent RNA helicase A-like. The transcript is spliced from 3 exons. NCBI's taxonomy places the organism in Eukaryota, Metazoa, Arthropoda, Malacostraca, Decapoda, Penaeidae. Bases 1 to 1152 code for a protein of 383 amino acids. The record is from RefSeq and is a predicted model, not a curated record.